CCUGGGACAAACUGUUUUAGGAGUCAUGGAUGUCAAAUUGUGGGUUUUCUUUCAUUCUAGGUUCAAAGGACCUUGUGGUAAAAGCACAGGUUUUAGCUGGUGGUAGAGGAAAAGGAACAUUUGAAGGUGGCCUCAAAGGAGGAGUGAAAAUAGUUUUUUCUCCAGAAGAAGCAAAAGAUAUCUCCUCCAAAAUGAUUGGAAAGAAGUUGUUUACCAAGCAGACAGGAGAAAAGGGCAGGAUAUGCAAUCAAGUGUUUAUCUGUGAGCGCAGAUAUCCCAGGAGAGAAUACUAUUUUGCCAUAACAAUGGAAAGGUCAUUUCAAGGUCCUGUGCUGAUAGGCAGCUCUCAGGGUGGUGUUAAUAUUGAAGACGUUGCUGCAGAGAAUCCUGAUGCGAUAAUUAAGGAACCCAUUGACAUAGUAGAAGGCAUAAAAAAGGAGCAAGCUAUUAGGCUUGCCCAAAAAAUGGGAUUUCCUUCUAAUCUGGUGGAUGAAGCAGCUGAAAAUAUGAUCAAAUUAUAUAAUCUUUUUCUGAAAUAUGAUGCUACUAUGAUAGAAAUAAACCCUAUGGUGGAAGAUGCAUCAGGAGUUGUUAUGUGCAUGGAUGCAAAGAUAAAUUUUGACAGUAAUUCAGCCUAUCGUCAGAAGAAGAUCUUUGAUAUGCAAGAUUGGACACAGGAAGAUCAGAGAGACAGGGAGGCGGCAAAAGCUGAUCUCAACUAUAUAGGACUAGAUGGAAACAUAGGCUGUUUAGUCAAUGGUGCUGGUUUAGCUAUGGCCACAAUGGAUAUAAUUAAACUUCAUGGAGGAACUCCAGCAAACUUCCUUGAUGUUGGCGGUGGUGCUACAGUGCAGCAAGUAACAGAAGCCUUUAAACUUAUUACCUCUGAUAAAAAGGUACUGGCUAUUCUGGUAAAUAUUUUUGGUGGCAUUAUGCGAUGUGAUGUGAUUGCACAAGGUAUCGUUAUGGCCGUAAAAGAUUUGGACCUAAAAAUACCUAUUGUGGUACGGUUGCAAGGUACACGAGUUGAUGAUGCCAAAGCUUUGAUAACAGCUAGUGGCCUCAAAAUUCUUGCCUGUGAUGACUUGGAUGAAGCUGCUAAAAUGGUGGUGAAACUUUCUGAAAUAGUAACCCUAGCAAAGCAAGCUCAGGUGGAUGUUAAAUUUCAGCUGCCAAUUUGACCUGAGAAAUGUCAUGCCACUGCCCGAUAUGUUCUCUGAAAUACUGUGUUCUGUGGGAUAUCUUUCUUCUUUUGUGUGGAAGUUUGUUUGACAGGCGCACAAACUUAAAAUACCUGGUCUUUAAUGUUAACAUUCAGAAUGGUCAGAAUUCUUGUAAAAGUGUGUAUUUCUGAUAUUUAGUCCUUAGUUGCUGUUCGCAAGCCUCCAGCUUCUGCUGCAGAAUGUCACUUGCAAUAUACUUCUACAUUGUCCAAAGCAAAGCUUCUGGUUGAAAAAUAAUUAUUCUGAAUAAAUUCUAAAGUUACUUUACUUGUAAAUUUAUAUUAGCCUUGGUUAAAAAUAAAUAUGACAAGACUCUAGUUGUCCAUGUGAAGAAAUAUAUCGAAACGGUAUUUUAUAUUGGAGACAGUUGUAUUUAGCUAUAUAAUGGACUUGAACAAACCAAUCAUUAUUUAUAAACAGGUGCAUUUAACUUGCCCAGAAAUGUUUUUAGAGUGCUUUUCUGAAGUGGCUGGUUACUCUUCUGGACAACAUGUUUAAUCACUACAAAGUAUACUGUAGCACUUAGAUUUUCAUGAUUUCUGGUCCUUAUAAGAAAGCAUCAUGUAAUUUUGUAUAUGAGCAAGCAUUUACCAUAUACUUCAAGGAGACGAAACACAUGGAGAACUAGAAUGUCUAUUGUACAUCGGUAAUAAACAUGUACAUUAAUAAAAUGUCUCCUAAAACCUUAA
Messenger RNA from Tinamus guttatus (white-throated tinamou), 1912 nucleotides. Lineage: Eukaryota; Metazoa; Chordata; Aves; Tinamiformes; Tinamidae. The record is from RefSeq and is a predicted model, not a curated record.